CUUGGGCUCAGGAGGUCUGUAUCUCUUCAUGGAGCAUGAGCUGAAAUUGCUGAGCUUUGGGAGUUUUCAGUGACACCCUUCAAAGUGCACAGGGUGUGUCAUGUAUCAGCUGAGGAGGGCUGAUGCGCUUUUUCCCGGUGAGGCAUCUGUGUAAGUGCCUCCGACGUAGGCCACAGGGGGCGCCUAGGCCGGCAGACGCCCCGCUGUGAUUGGUUGACAAGAUGCCAAGCAACGGAACCAUCCAGUCACCUUCGAUGCAGGGAGGUUUGCUGACAGGGUCCCUGUGUGACUUCAUCCACUUGAUCCAAUCAGAUGUCAAGUUGGCCCGUGACGUGGAGCCAUGCUGCGUACCCAAGCGUCCCCGCUUCACAAUCCAUUGUCUGUCCCCGGCGACAACCGCCAUUGCCUCUUCUUGCCAUCUAAUGGCCGCUGCCUCCGCCAUGGCUAGAACUUCCUGGGAACAAGUGAUCACCCAGGAGCCCAAAGAGGCCAACUCCACAACAGCCCAGAAGAAGAGCAAGCAGAGGAAGCGAGGGCGCCGAGGGCCCCGCAGGUGCCACGCCAACUGCCAUGGGGACAGCUUCGCCACCUAUUUCCGCCUGGUGCUGAAGCAGGUUCACCAGGGCCUCAGCCUUUCCCGGGAGGCCGUGAGUGUCAUGGAUUCUAUGGUUCACGACAUACUUGACCGCAUCGGCUCCGAGGCUGGUCGCCUGGCCCACUCCGUCAAGCACGUGACCAUCACCGCCUGGGAGAUCCAGAUCGCCGUGCGCCUGCUGAUGCCGGGGGACAUGGGCAGGCUGGCCGAGUCCGAGGGCACGAAGGCUGUUCUCAGAAGUUCAGUAUAUGCCCUACAGCAACAGAAAAAGUGAAUACGCUGACAGAAGAACCAAGACUGUUGGAAACAUGUUAUGAAAAUAGUUGAAGAAAAAUGCUCACCUCGCCAGGAGACCAAGAAACACCACCACGAAAUCUGCUGCAAUGAAAUCCCUCUGCAGGAGGCCGACAAGUGUUCCUACCUGUCCACACAACAAUCUGAAAACCAAAGAUGCUUUGCAGAUCCCUGUUGUUUUCCAGAGACAGAGCUGUGUACCUGAUCCAAAACACCACACCCCACUCAGUCAAUGAAUUCUCAUUAUGCUCAUCGUUUUGCUUUAAAGUGCCAACUUUUCUGUCAAGUAGGACAUAGAAAUAAAUUUCGAAAGUUAUCCUUGCAUAUCUACUGAGUAAUUUG
This is a messenger RNA of Callithrix jacchus (white-tufted-ear marmoset), 1231 nucleotides long. Its product is annotated as histone H2B type W-T-like. Gene Ontology annotation, molecular function: structural constituent of chromatin; protein heterodimerization activity; DNA binding. Gene Ontology annotation, cellular component: nucleosome. The record is from RefSeq and is a predicted model, not a curated record. NCBI's taxonomy places the organism in Eukaryota, Metazoa, Chordata, Mammalia, Primates, Cebidae.